Messenger RNA from Callorhinchus milii (elephant shark), 2391 nucleotides. It is a transcript of the gene usp44, whose product is annotated as ubiquitin specific peptidase 44. The coding region runs from base 150 to 2231 and encodes 693 amino acids. The transcript is spliced from 6 exons. The record is from RefSeq and is a predicted model, not a curated record. Lineage: Eukaryota; Metazoa; Chordata; Chondrichthyes; Chimaeriformes; Callorhinchidae. Gene Ontology annotation, molecular function: cysteine-type deubiquitinase activity; zinc ion binding. Gene Ontology annotation, cellular component: cytoplasm. Gene Ontology annotation, biological process: protein deubiquitination.
GUGACCCCCCGGGGCCGGGGCUGUGGUGACCCCCCGGGGCCGGGGAGGAUGAUGAGAGCCCAGGAGCGUGAGAGCCUGAGAGACCAGCGCCAUCGCCUUAACCUCCACUGUUCAUCAAGCGUUGUACCGAUUGGUGAGGUCUGAAAUCAAUGGAUAAAUGUAAGCACGUGGGCCGGCUUCGGCUCGCCCAGGACCAUUCCAUCUUAAACCCCCAAAAGUGGCAUUGCGUAGACUGCAAUACCACUGAGUCAGUGUGGGCCUGUCUAUGCUGUUCACAUGUUGCUUGUGGGCGAUAUAACGAGGAACAUGCACUCAAACACUUUCAGGACAGUAAACACCCCGUGGCCUUGGAAGUCAAUGAAUUGUACGUCUUUUGCUACGUCUGCGAUGACUAUGUGUUGAAUGACAAUGCCACGGGCGAUCUGAAGUUGUUGCGGAGCACGUUGAGUGCCAUCAAGAGCCAGAAUUAUGAUUGUACAACGCGCAGUGGGAGGACGUUACGGUCUAUGGCAGGAGGCUACGAUUCUUACCUUUCUCGAGGAUGUGCACAGGCACAGCUUCGAGAUGAAGAUCAGAUGUUCACGGCGUUGUGGCACAGACGCAAGUCUCUCAUGUCUAAAGUGUUCCAGUCUUGGUUCGAGCUGACGUCUAGCGGAAAGUGGAGGCUGGAGGAGGAGCGAUUAAAGGAAGAGGCUGAUAUUAAGAGGGAAGAAGCCAGGAAAAGAAGGCAAGAGCUAAAACGGCGGCUGCAUGAAGAGUUUGUGAACUUGCCACCUCGCAAGAGUUUACGCUUACAGUUUCAGAUUAAUGAGACGCUCACUCAAAGGACGUCAGAGAAAUCAGCAGAGAUAACAACCACUCCUACCUCAAACACCGUUAAGUUGAAAAAAAUUAGCGACUCUCCUAUGAAACGCAGGCCAACCCUGACGCCUGGUGUGACAGGACUGAGAAACCUGGGAAAUACCUGCUACAUGAACUCCAUUCUCCAAGUGCUAAGUCACUUGCAAGUCUUUUGCAGGUGUUUCUUACAGCUUAACCUGAACCAAACCCAGGAACUGUUGGCUAGUGCCGCGUAUAUGAAAACGAGGUCCUGCAGUAAGCGAUCGCCAGUGGGUGAUGGCAACCCAAAUGCACCUUCGAUUGGAGAUGAGGAAAGGAGGUUGAGACGGCCAAGUUUGUCUGCGGGAUUGAGCGGAGGAGCGUCGAGGAGCAGAGACAUGGAGCUCAUUCAACCAAGGGAGCCCAGCUCUGAACCCAUCUCUCUGUGUCAUGAACUUCACACCCUCUUUCAGGUCAUGUGGUCCGGCAAAUGGGCGCUGGUCUCCCCCUUUGCCAUGCUGCACUGUGUGUGGCGGCUCAUCCCGACGUUCCAUGGAUAUGCCCAGCAGGACGCUCAGGAGUUCCUGUGUGAGCUGCUGGAUAAAGUGCAGCAGGAAUUGGAAGCCACUGGAACCAUCUACACAGCCCCUGUUCCCAUCUCUCAGAGGAAGCUAAUCAGAAAGGUUCUGAGUGUGGUCAACACCAUCUUCCAUGGCCAGCUCCUCAGUCAGGUUACAUGCCUUGUUUGUGAUAACAAAUCAAAUACAGUUGAACCAUUCUGGGACCUUUCUCUAGAGUUUCCGGAACGAUACCACUGCAGUGGGAAAGAGGCAGCAUCUCAGCAGCCCUGCUUGUUGACAGAAAUGUUGGCAAAAUUCACCGAGACUGAAGCCUUGGAAGGAAAAAUUUACGCUUGUGAUCAGUGCAACAGAAAACGCAGGAAAUCCUCAUCAAAGCCACUGAUCCUGACUGAAGCACAGAAACAGCUGAUGGUCCACCGACUACCUCAGGUUCUGCGACUGCACCUCAAACGCUUCCGGUGGUCGGGUCGCAAUCAUCGUGAGAAAAUAGGAGUACAUGCCGUUUUCGAUCAAAUACUGAACCUGGAGCCAUACUGCUGUAGAGAGGCCACAAGAUCUCUCAGUCCAGACCGCUUCAUCUAUGACCUGUCUGCUGUUGUCAUGCAUCAUGGGAAGGGCUUUGGCUCAGGACAUUACACAGCGGAUUGCUACAAUACAGAAGGAGGAUUCUGGGUCCACUGUAACGAUUCCAAACUGGCCAUCUGCACUGUGGACGAGGUGUGCAAGGCUCAGGCGUACAUCCUGUUUUAUACUCGGAGAGUUACACACAACAUGAACCCAUCACCUCCCGCUUCACCCUCCACACCAGCAGUGCCCCAAGGAGCAACCUGAUUGUGUGGUUCAAUGCAGCAACAACACAUGACAUUUAUACAGUGCCUUUUAUGUCAGGAGGACAUCCCAAGGCCCUGGACAUUCAGGAAUGUGGACCCAAGCUGGCGGUUAGGAUUAGGAGGGAUGGAGGGCCGGGAGGGUAGGGGUAGGAUGGUGACCA